AUGUCUGACGGUAAGCGUCUUUCAACUCUUCCCACUGACCUGACGCUGAUCACUCCUCCAGCUGAUAUCGAAGCUGUCCGGCGGCUCCAAGCUGAGCGCAAUGCCGCUGCUGCUGCCAAAAAAGGUUCUAGGACCUUUGACUCAUCUAGUCAGCGCACUGACAACUCGACCAAGGCCUCCCUGACUGAAUCCUUCGACACGACUUUGUACGAUCGGAACGGACCUGACAAGUUCGCUGGCUACGAUACAUCGAUUGCAGUGAACGGCGAUGAUGAUGAAGAUAUGGAAGAUGCGAAUGGCGGCCAUCGCUUGGUCGGCCAGUACACCGCAACCAGAAGCCAGAUCGAUGAGAUGGCGCAUGGAAACGGAGUGGAGGAAGAGGACAUCUUACUAGGCCGUGAGAAGGCUGCUCGUAUCUCUGAUCGAGAAUCUGACUACCAGAAGCGUCGAUUCAACCGCGGUCCUCUCACACCCACGCGCGCCGACGCCUUCGCUGCCAACGCCGACGCGAAUAUGGAGGAGGGAGAUGGCCAGACAUACCGAGAGGUCAUGGCCCUUCGUGAACUCGAGAAAGAAGAGGAGCGUGUUAAGAAGCUGAUCGCUGAGAAGCGAGAGCAGGGCGAAGAUGUUGCAGUUCCGGAACACCAGGCUACACUGAAGAUUACGGAAGGUGACCAGGAGAUGGCCGACACUGGUGCUACCGCUGAAGCAGCCGGCAGGAAGCGAAAGAAGCGUUGGGACGUCGGCGGGGACGAAAAUGGAACCUCUGAAGAGGCCAAGCCCGCGGAAACGAAGACAAAGCGAUCCCGAUGGGACGAAACACCCGCCCCAGAAGUGUCUGAGGAGCCCAAGCGCCGAUCAAGAUGGGAUCUAGCACCUGCAGCUACUCCUGUUGGCAACCAAGGCCUUGCCACUCCUAUGCACCCGUCUCAAGGAGGUGCGGCCGGGGCACCCGGUUUCGGAACCGACGUGGCUGUCCGACCUGGAGAUUGGACUGAUGAGGAACUCGAUAUGAUGCUGCCAUCUGAAGGCUACAAAAUUUUGGAGCCUCCCCCAGGAUACGCCCCAAUCCGAAACCCUGCACGCAAAAUGAUGGCGACUCCGGCGCCUUUGGCUGGUGCAGCUGGUGUUGGUGGAUUCAUGAUGCAAGAACCUGAGAGCGUCCGGUCUAUGGGCAAGGAGCUUCCCACUGAUAUUCCUGGUGUUGGCGAUUUGCAAUUCUUCAAGCCAGAGGAUAUGGCUUACUUUGGAAAGCUCAUGGAGGCAGGAGACGACAGUACCAUGACUGUCGAGGAAAUGAAAGAGCGCAAGAUUAUGAGGUUGCUGCUCAAGGUCAAGAACGGCACACCUCCUAUGCGAAAGACAGCGCUGCGCCAGCUUACGGACAAUGCGCGGAACUUUGGAGCCGGUGCCCUUUUCAACCAGAUUCUUCCUUUGCUCAUGGAGAAGUCUUUGGAGGACCAAGAACGUCACUUGCUGGUCAAGGUCAUUGAUCGAGUCCUCUAUAAGCUGGACGACUUGGUUCGUCCUUACGUCCACAAAAUUUUGGUCGUUAUUGAGCCAUUGCUCAUUGACCAAGACUACUAUGCUCGUGUUGAAGGUCGGGAAAUCAUCUCGAACCUGUCCAAGGCUGCUGGUCUCGCCACCAUGAUCAGUACCAUGCGUCCCGAUAUCGAUCACGUCGACGAGUAUGUACGAAACACCACGGCGCGAGCGUUCGCGGUCGUGGCAUCUGCCCUGGGUAUCCCAGCCCUUCUCCCAUUCCUUCGCGCUGUCUGCCGCAGUAAGAAGUCCUGGCAGGCUCGUCACACCGGUGUGAAGAUUGUUCAACAAAUCCCCAUUUUGAUGGGUUGCGCCAUUCUUCCCCAUCUCAAGGGUCUUGUCGACUGCAUCGCAGACAAUCUUAGUGAUGAACAGGCCAAGGUUCGAACUGUCACUGCUUUGGCCGUGGCUGCUUUGGCUGAGGCUGCCAACCCCUACGGUAUCGAAAGCUUUGAUGAGAUCCUGAACCCGCUCUGGACCGGUGCCCGCAAGCAACGUGGCAAGGGUCUUGCCGCCUUCCUGAAGGCCGUUGGCUACAUCAUUCCACUCAUGGACGAGGAGUAUGCCAACUAUUACACCAGUCAAAUCAUGGAGAUUCUUCUUCGAGAAUUCUCGUCCCCGGAUGAGGAAAUGAAGAAGGUAGUUCUAAAGGUGGUCUCCCAGUGCUCUAGCACGGAUGGCGUGACUGCCAACUAUCUCAAGGAACAUGUCUUGACCGAUUUCUUCAAGAGUUUCUGGGUCCGGCGCAUGGCAUUAGAUCGACGAAACUACCGCCAGGUCGUCGACACGACCGUUGAUCUCGGUCAAAAAGUCGGCGUUGGCGAGAUCCUCGAGCGCGUCGUUAACAAUCUGAAAGACGAGAGUGAGCCGUACCGCAAAAUGACUGUCGAAACGAUCGAGAAGCUGGUUGCUUCUCUCGGCGCUGCCGAUAUUUCAGAGCGGUUGGAGGAACGACUGAUUGACGGCGUACUGUUUGCUUUCCAGGAACAAAGCAUCGAAGACAUUGUCAUCCUGAACGGCUUUGGUACUGUGGUUAAUGCCCUCAGCACUCGAUGCAAGCCAUACCUCCCGCAGAUCGUCUCCACCAUUCUCUGGCGGCUGAACAACAAGUCUGCCACUGUUCGUCAACAGGCAGCGGACCUAAUCUCUCGCAUUGCAAUGGUCAUGAAGCAAUGUGGCGAGGACGCUCUCAUGGGCAAAUUGGGUAUUGUACUCUACGAAUACUUGGGUGAAGAAUAUCCCGAAGUGUUGGGUUCGAUCUUGGGCGCCCUGCGGUCCAUCGUGACUGUGGUCGGCAUCAACCAGAUGCAGCCACCCAUCCGUGAUCUUUUGCCCCGUCUCACGCCUAUUCUGCGUAACCGUCACGAGAAGGUGCAGGAGAACACCAUCGACCUUGUCGGUCGUAUCGCAGACCGCGGUCCCGAGUCGGUCAAUGCCCGUGAGUGGAUGCGUAUCUGUUUUGAGCUGCUUGAUAUGCUCAAGGCCCAUAAGAAGGGCAUUCGGCGUGCGGCCAACAACACAUUCGGUUUCAUUGCCAAGGCCAUCGGUCCUCAGGAUGUCCUAGCCACCCUCUUGAACAACUUGCGUGUCCAGGAACGUCAGUCGCGUGUUUGCACGGCUGUCGCUAUUGGUAUCGUCGCUGAAACUUGUGCUCCCUUCACUGUGCUGCCAGCCUUGAUGAACGAAUACCGCGUUCCCGAGCUCAACGUGCAGAACGGUGUUCUCAAGGCCAUGUCUUUCCUGUUUGAAUACAUCGGCGAGAUGGCCAAGGAUUACGUUUACGCCGUCACUCCUUUGCUCGAGGAUGCUCUCAUCGACCGCGAUCAGGUUCACCGACAGACCGCAGCUAGCGUGGUUAAGCAUAUUGCGCUCGGCGUUGUCGGUCUGGGCUGCGAGGAUGCCAUGGUCCAUCUCCUUAACCUGGUGUUCCCCAACAUCUUCGAAACUAGCCCUCACGUCAUUGAUCGGAUCAUCGAAGCCAUCGACGCUAUUCGUAUGGCCGUUGGAACGGGCACUGUCAUGAACUACGUCUGGGCGGGCCUGUUCCACCCAGCCCGUAAGGUGCGCACACCUUACUGGCGCCUGUACAACGACGCCUAUGUCCAGGGUGCGGACGCGAUGGUACCUUACUAUCCGGACCUGAAGGCCGAUGGGCUGGACCGUUCAGAGCUUGAUAUCAUCGUUUAG
This is a messenger RNA of Penicillium cataractarum, 3729 nucleotides long. RefSeq names its product U2 snRNP complex subunit HSH155. Gene Ontology annotation, cellular component: U2-type prespliceosome; catalytic step 2 spliceosome; U2 snRNP. Lineage: Eukaryota; Fungi; Ascomycota; Eurotiomycetes; Eurotiales; Aspergillaceae. Gene Ontology annotation, biological process: spliceosomal complex assembly. The record is from RefSeq and is a predicted model, not a curated record. The transcript has a single exon. The coding region runs from base 1 to 3729 and encodes 1242 amino acids. Gene Ontology annotation, molecular function: mRNA binding.